AUGAAUCGAUGGAACAACGGAAUGAACGUCCGCCCCCAGCAUGCCCGGGUUUUGAUUGCGACAGGGUUGGCCACAUCAGUAUCAAGGAGCAUGGAGGGGGCAAGGCUGGACCGCAACGAAUCUUCCAAGAGCUGCAAGAGGAGAAGCGUGAGUCUCAGUGGCAAAUUCAUCAAAGCCAAGUCGAAUCUUCAGCAACUGGAGCUUCAGGAGGAGACGGAUUUCAAGACCCGGCAGAAAAGGAUGGUGGGGCGUGUGCUAAAGAGCACUUAUGUCUCCAACUUCAUGGUGGCCCUGGUUCUCUUUGAUGCUUACUGCACCUGUGCUGACAUCGACUCUCGUGCCGUCGGCAAAGCAACUCCUAAGGAGUUUGCUAUCUUUUCGGAUCUUUGCUUGGUCAUGUACACCAUCGAGCUCUUCCUGAAUAUGGCCGUCAAAGGACGGGAAAUCUUCAUGGAUUGGACUAUGAUUCUGGAUGUGGUGAUUAUUAUGUGCGGCUAUGGGGAAUUUCUGCUGACCCUUUUUGCCGACAACGAUUUGGUCCUGAGCAUGGGCAUGUUUCGUGCCUUCCGCCUAGCACGCAUUGUGCGUUUAAUGCGGCUCUUGCGAAAGACGCGCGCGCUGCGUGAACUGCAAAAGCUCGUGACGAUGAUGGCCACCUGUUUGAAAGCUUUGGUGUGGUCGUCUGUAUUUUGCUUCUUCAUAAUGAGUGUGUGGGCCAUGUUCAUGGUUGAGGUGGUGCAUCCAAUCAUCAGCGAACCUGGACUGUUUGAUGAUUGUGUUCAGUGCCAAACCGCCGCUGGAUCUGUAAUGAAUGCCAACUUGCUCCUCUUCAAGACUGUCAUCGCUGGGGACAGCUGGGGGCUCAUUGCUGUGCCGGUGAUCCAAGCGUACCCGGCCACAGCCUUUAUCUUUAUUGGGUCUCAAGUCACCCUGGUCUUUGGCGUGCUGAAUCUCAUUGUGGCAGUUGUUGUUGACACAUUUGCAGAGGCGCGGCAACGGGACAUCUUGAAUCUGGCGGAGGAAUUGGAAUACGAUUUCGAAAAGGACCGGAAGUUUUUGCAGAAAGUCUUUGACCGAAAAAGGGACACGUUGCUUGAUGUCGCUCGUCGUUCCAGGCGCAUUGCUUGUUUGCCUGUGAGUGCUCGCCUCAAAGGUCGCUUGGCAGCCACCGUGUUGGGGCCCAAAGCAGUGUGGGGCCAUGUGAUCAACGGUCGCUGCCCGACCCAGAAGGAUAUUGCCUGCUUCUUCCGCCACUACAAGGCGGCGACAAGUGACAACCGGUUUGUCAAAGGGCGCUCGUCCAUGGACCUCAAGCGGGCUUUCUUCUUUGGUCACACUUGCGACCUGGCCUUCUAUGGGGCCCUCCGCACCAUCAGUUCGGGUUUUGCCUGGGCACGUCACUGUGCCAGCUUGGGCGAGAACUGUCGCUGGAGCCAGUCUACGGUGUUUUGCCUCAAUAGCAUCCUGCAAGACUUGGGUUGGUGUGCUCAUAGCAAUGCUGUCGGCCAGAGCGGGGAUGUCCCUUGCAUUCAUUUUGGGGCAGUGAAGGCUGAAGUUGACAAAUGCCUCCAUCACAUUCGAGGUUCCAAACUGUCUCACUUGAUUUUGAGAGACUGCAUCAAGGGGUCGCUCCUGUUCAGCAGUGUCCGUAUUGUUUGCAGAUCUCUUGGUGCAGAUGGGCACAUCCGGGCAGCUGAAGCUGCUCGUCGUUUGGCACCUGCGGGUGCUGGCUGUGAUCCUUUUGCUCCUCUUGGCAUGGCCGUCAUCUUGGCACCUGUGCUUCGCCAACUGCAAGCUCUUCACCCAGACAUCUUCACGGUCACGUACAUUGACGACAGGACUUGUUUGUGCCCGACUGUUGCUGAUCUUGAUGUGGUCAACAACGUUUGGUCUACCAUGGAGUCCUUUUUGCGGCUCCGCACGAAUGAGGAGAAGAGUCAAAUCUGGGCUCGCUCUCCUGAGGCUUUGGCAAAGCUGGAUAACACCCACUAUAGCUCCAAUGCCAGCUUCACCAUGCAGGUCCUUGGGGCUACGCUUGGUCCAGAGGAACGUGCUCUCUCAGACCGUGAAAGGGACACGUUGCUUGAUGUCGCUCGUCGUUCCAGGCGCAUUGCUUGUUUGCCUGUGAGUGCUCGCCUCAAAGGUCGCUUGGCAGCCACCGUGUUGGGGCCCAAAGCAGUGUGGGGCCAUGUGAUAAACGGUCGCUGCCCGACCCAGAAGGAUAUUGCCUGCUUCUUCCGCCACUACAAGGCGGCGACAAGUGACAACCGGUUUGUCAAAGGGCGCUCGUCCAUGGACCUCAAGCGGGCUUUCUUCUUUGGUCACACUUGCGACCUGGCCUUCUAUGGGGCCCUCCGCACCAUCAGUUCGGGUUUUGCCUGGGCACGUCACUGUGCCAGCUUGGGCGAGAACUGUCGCUGGAGCCAGUCUACGGUGUUUUGCCUCAAUAGCAUCCUGCAAGACUUGGGUUGGUGUGCUCAUAGCAAUGCUGUCGGCCAGAGCGGGGAUGUCCCUUGCAUUCAUUUUGGGGCAGUGAAGGCUGAAGUUGACAAAUGCCUCCAUCACAUUCGAGACGCUUGGCGUUUGAAAAAAGUGCGUCAGUGGUUGUCGCACCGCACCAGGAUUGAUAGUGGGAUAGGAUUGGUUGGAGCAGCUCCCAUCAAGCUGAAGCGUGGCUUCCUUGGGCUGCUAUGCACUGUGUUCUGCUGCUUGCGGCGGGGCAUGGGCAGCAUGCGGCGCGCGACUACACAAGUCUUUGACCGAAUGGACGCAGAUGGUUCUGGCCUUGUCACCUUUGAGGAGCUGGUGGAAGGGGCGCGACGCGACCCGGAGUUUCAGUCCCGCUUGCGGGUGAUGGACAUAGAUGAGGCAGAUUUGCAGCAGCUCUUCGAGAUGAUUGACAUUCACGAGCAAGGCUACAUCAAUGCCACGGAGUUCAUCGCACCUUUGAGCCGUUGGGUCCACGACUCCAAGACGGCCCCCCGUUUCAUCAAGUACAACUUACAGCGAACGAUGAAUCAGCAGGAAGAACUCUUUGUUUUCUGUCAGGACUGUUUCAACUCGAUUUCAGAUCGUAUCGAGGAGUUGUCGGACAGGAUCGAAGGUGGUGGUAACUUGGAGCAGCUGCAACAGAACUUGGCAGCCGCCGCAGAGAGUAGAGGCUCUGAUUUUGAGAAUUUGGAGCAUCAAAAGUCCGAUCAAUCCUGUCAAUCCAGAAGUUCGAUAGGUUCUUUGGCUUCGGAUGGUUCCAAGUUAGAUUUGAGGACGGAGGCUGACUCCCUAGCUGAGGGAGUUGAACAACCGCAUUUGUCCAAGAAGGUCAAAGUGACCUCGCUCCAUGCGGUCGAUGAACUCACUGCUGCCAUGGACAGCUUGGAACGCUAUGUGCUGACGGCCACAGAGGGCGCAUUGAAGAAAUCCAUGGCGAUCAUGGGCACCACGCUGCGGCUGCGCCUGGCCUCGAGCGGCUACGAGCCGCGUGAACAUCACGUUUCUGAGUGCGGCGAGAGGCGCGAGCGCGACGGCCGCGACGGCGAAGGUCGAAGACAUCGGAAAGGCCACGAGCUGCGGCGGCGCGAGAAGCCGGCCAAAGGAGGAGGGUUUCUUGGAUCCAAGGAGGAGGGUUUCUCUGGGAUUCACAGUUCCUCGAGCAGCUGGGCGUUGGGGAAGACCUUCUCCGUCAACAGUACGACCUUUGGCAAGGAGCGCUGUGCGCGGCUGCCCGCCGGCACCUUCGCGGCGCCCAAGGGCCUGCUUCCGACCGACUCGGAGGAGAUGAAGGACCCUUUGUCCCAUCAUGUGAGUUUCGAGCAAAAAAAGGUGGUCGCUAAGAUGAUGCGAGCAGAACAUGCGGACCCGCAGCUGACGCGCAGCUGA
Messenger RNA from Cladocopium goreaui, 3876 nucleotides. Lineage: Eukaryota; Dinophyceae; Suessiales; Symbiodiniaceae. The record is from the annotation of a GenBank genome assembly.